CAGAGACCGGCGCCGAGGCGCUGGCUGCUCCUCCCGGGGAGCCCCGGCAGAGGGCGCUGGGCGCGGGCUGAGGCGGCUCCGCCUCCGGCCUGCGAGCGGCGGCGCGGGGACGGCAGCGGCAGGCCCGGGCCCGAGGCGCUGGGAGGACGCAGGGUAUGCUAUGACUGGCUUCAGACUCCCCAUCACUGCUUUUAGAAAACUAAAUGUCUGGUUUGGACUGUGGGAGAAAUUCCCCUCUAAUAAACUGUGUCUUUCGUGGAGGAGAAGCCUAUUCUGUAGCUGUCAAGCAAGCACAGUAAACUACAGAAGAUGUUUCAGCUUUUCCCCAGCAAAGCUCUGUGCACUAAGACUUUCUCCAGAGCAUAUCUCAGUAUUGUCUCUGCGGAACAAAAGUAACAAAAGCUCUAAAAGGAGCAGACGAACUGUAGAAGAAGAGGAAGAAGAGGACGAAGAUGAAGAGGAAAGCAAUUUGGAAGAUGAAUUUGAAAAUGACCCCGAUGUAGUAAAAGAUUACAAGGAUCUUGAAAAAGUAGUGCAGUCUCUUCGAUAUGAUGUGAUCAUGAAAGCUGGUCUGGACAUUGCAAGAAAUAAAGUAGAAGAUGCAUUCUACAAUAAUGAACUCAGGCUGAAUGGAGAAAAACUAUGGAAGAAAAGUAGAACUGUGAAAAUUGGUGACACACUGGAUCUCAUAGUAGGUGAAGAUAAAGACACAGGAACCGCUGUAGUUAUGCGGGUAGUCUUAAAAAAAGUAUCUGACAAAACUGAAAGUGAAAAGUACAAAGUAAUUUUGAGGCGUUGGAAAAACUUAAAAGUGCCCAAACAGGAUGUAUUUAAGUAACGGGGGUGGCAUGUGGCAGCAUAAGAUUUUUGCAAAAAAUGUAUUUGUUGUUAAAUACAAAUUUUGGUUAAACAAAAUUACAGUACCCUUUUUUAAGGGUUUGUGUUGGAAUGUGAUCUCCCUCUGCUGUGUACAUCAAUAUUAAUGCAAUAAGCCUGUCACUUCUUGCUGUUAGUUUUGUUUCAUGAUAUUGUGAGAUAAAAGAUCCAACUCUUACAUUUCCAGGCAGUUUCCUUACAGACGUUAUAUAUAAAGAACCAAUAAAGACUAAUUUGAUCACUGUUUAA
This is a messenger RNA of Columba livia (rock pigeon), 1125 nucleotides long. RefSeq names its product mitochondrial transcription rescue factor 1 (gene MTRES1). Gene Ontology annotation, molecular function: RNA binding. The coding region runs from base 161 to 838 and encodes 225 amino acids. The transcript has 4 exons. The record is from RefSeq and is a predicted model, not a curated record. Gene Ontology annotation, biological process: regulation of mitochondrial transcription. Gene Ontology annotation, cellular component: mitochondrion. NCBI's taxonomy places the organism in Eukaryota, Metazoa, Chordata, Aves, Columbiformes, Columbidae.